AUGGGCGCCAAGCCGGAGUACAUCGCCUGGAAGGUCGACUGGCAUUUCCGGGCCUCCGGCCAGCUCCUCACCGACAGGGGUCUCCCAGAGCACGAGGUCAUCGGCCCGGCUCUGGACCGGUUCCUCCAGAAUACCUGCCCAUGGGGCGCCACGCGGCACCUGGUGCUCCCCUACGCCGACGCCGGGCUCGAGGCCCUAGAGGUGUUCCUGCACCAACCGCGCCGAACGGUCGCGCCUGUGGAGAGCUUCAGUCGGGACACCCGCUGGAACGAGGUAGACGACAGGGAGUCGGACUCCGACGACGAGGACGAGGCGCAGAGGGCCUCCAGGCGUGCUGCCAUGGCGGCCACGCUGGCAGCGCUGCCGGAGUUCUUGCGACUUGACAAGGGCCGCUCGCUGCGGGAGAACCUCAUCGGGCGAGCCAUUGUCGAGUUCCCGGUGCUGCACGUGGCGCUCCCAAGCGAAGUGGCGCAGUAUGAGGGCACCCCCAUGGGCUGA
Prorocentrum cordatum is the source of this 498-nucleotide messenger RNA. The record is from the annotation of a GenBank genome assembly. NCBI's taxonomy places the organism in Eukaryota, Dinophyceae, Prorocentrales, Prorocentraceae.